GCAGGAGCAGACAUAAUUUACUAUGAAUUGAGGGCUUCGAAGCCAAAAUAGGUACGCGAAUAAAUCAGCCAUUUAGCUGUCAGAAGUCAUACAAUCAGCUCAUAACGAUACGGUGUACGUAUAAUUUAUAAUAAAUACGUAUAAUUUAUAAUAAAGUAAUAUAGGUAGUUUGGGAACGCCAUCUGGGGUCCAUUCUCCAAAGAAGACCAGAAGAGACUGGAGAGGGUGCAGCGACGCGCGACCCGCCUGAUCACGGACCUCAGAGACCUGCCGUACCCUGACAGGCUUCGCCGCCUCGGCCUCCCAUCGCUGCACUACCGCCGUCGUCGUGGAGAUAUGGUGACCGUGUACCAGCUCUUCCACGGACUUCUGGAUGUGCCGCUUGAGUCACUGCUGACGAGACACGAAGCGCAAAACACGCGAGGCCACCAGUGGAAGCUGAGGAAGCCAAACGCCAAGCAUCUUUCUCGCAGGAACGCGUUCAGCGUCAGAAUCAUCAACGAUUGGAACGCCCUGCCAACAGACGUUGUCGCUGCUGAGUCGCUGUCGUCUUUCAAGGCGCGGCUGGACCGGCACUGGUCGAGCGUGAUGUUCGACAUCCCUACCCUGUACUAAGGACCAUAGCCUCUCCGAUUAUGCCUUUCACUCGAUACGAGCGGGACCCAUAGGCCGAGUGGCCUUAUAACCCGAUGACCAACUAAGGAUGGAUUCAAAGCCUUCAUCUCAAGCUCAUCAGGGCCAAGGAACUACACCCAACAAUGGAAGUCAACAGACUGCUUCCAAUCAAAAGGCAAAUCUGCACUGUGAGGUGUGCGCCAAGGACUUCAAUAGGACCAUCGAACUGAAUUCUCACUUGGCUGGAGCCAAACAUGCCAAGGCAGUGAAAUCGCGACAGAUCCUAUCUGAUCUGAAAGAGAAGAUCCCGGCGGCUACCGGAAUCAACAGCAUGUUCCGCUGCGCCCCGUGCGACAUCACGCUCAAUUCUUCACAACAGCUGGCCAUGCAUCUCAGCGGAAGCCGACACAAGAUGAACGAGAAGACCAAGCGGUGCGGCAGUGCCAUCGUGCUGGCUGACCGGCAGCCGGUAGCAGUUGGUGUCGGCGCGGGCAGCCAGCCGUCCGCUGCCGCGGGCCCGAUCGUGGCCACUUCUGCCAAAGCCGCUGCCGCCGCUCCCUCAGCCUCAGCCUCUGCUAUUGGAGCCACCCGCGCCGCUGGAGCCACAACCCCCGCUCCCUCAGCCUCAGCCCCCGCCGCUGGAGCCACAGCCCCCGCCGCUAGAGCUACAACCCCCGCCUCUGGAGCCACGGCCGUCUCUAGGACCACCCCCGCCGCUGGGACAGCUGGUACAGGCGCUGCAGCAAAACCGAAAACCGCCGCCGACAGCAAGCCCGCCAAGCCGCCGGUGCAGACCUUCAAGUGCGUCGCGUGCAAUGUGGACCUCAACUCGGAGAGCCAGCGCGACCAGCACAUGAACUCGAAGAAGCACGCCAACAAGAUUGCCGGCAACAAAGUGUCCCACAGUCGCGGCUUCGGGGAAGGGUUUCGCGGCCGGGGCACGCCGUACUCCACACGUGACAGGGGCGGCCGCGGCCGCGGCAGGGGCACUAGUGGCGGACCCGGCGGCGGCUUUACCAGCGGCGGUCUGCUCAAGAGUGCUGGGUACACCAGUGGUGGGUACAACAGCGGUGGGUACAACAGCGGUGGGUACACCAGCGGUGGCGCCGGUACCGCCAGUGCCAGUUUCGGUGCCAGCAGCCUCAAACUAGGCGGCGGCUACACGAACAGCGGCUUGACCGGCGGCAGUCUCAACAGCGUCAGCUUGAGCAGCGAUCUGAGCACCAGCAACAGCGGCUUCACCACCGGUGGCCUCUCCGGCGGCGGCCUGGCGCGGGGCAUCGGCCGCGGCCGGGCCAGCUGGCUCGGUAAGGGCGGGGGGACCGACUGGAUCGGUAACGGAGGCGGCUACACGCCGGCCAGCGGCGUCGACCCCGGCUACAGCGGUGCGGCGCUCGGCAGCUCCGGCGGCUACAGCGGCGCGGCGGCCGGCCACAGCGCCAGCGCGGCGGCCGGCUACAGCGCUAGCGCCGGCAACUACAGCGGCGCGGCGGCCGGCUACAGCGGCGCGGCGGCCGGCUACAGCGCCAGCGCCGGUCUCGAAAUGGGCGACCAGGGAGACUUUAACAUGCCAGAGGCCGGCCAGUUCAGUAACGCGACCUAUCACAACGCCAGCGGUGGAGGAGGGGGUGACUAUUCCUCUCCGGUCGGCCCCGUGUUCCGGGGGCGCGGCGGCCAGGCGCACGCGGCUCUGCCCUACAGCCGGCCGCCGCCGCCGCUGCCAACGCAGCCGCCGCCGCAGCAGCCGCCCCCUCCCCCGCCUGUCUUCCAGUGAAUGGAGAGGCGCCGCGGGCCGGACGGGUAGCGGACGGCAGGGCGGGCCGCUGUCGUCUUGCAGUGUACCCACAGUGGUGUUAUGCUGCCAACAUCGUCCCUGAUAUUGUCACAUUGGCUCUGUGGGUGUGGCAAUGUCAGAUUUUGUCACACGGGUGAGAUAUCUGUGUGACGGUAAGAUUUCUGAGCGACAGAUGCCGACCGGCGGAUAAGAUGGGUAUUAUUUGCUUCAGUUUGUUUCAAAUGCAGAUUUCCAUCUCAUUUGUUGGUUCAGAACACAAUGGGUAACCCGUUGAGCAUUGUAUGUCGUCACGAGGACAUCAAAACUUGCAUCCCAAGAUAGCGACUGAUGUGUGAAGUUGUCGCGAUGUCGUGUGAUCUACCAUCUGCCAUACAGUCCGGUCGCCGAGCUAUCCUGACUUGUCGUUCCGAGCCGAGGUGAUUAGUCCAUCAGGGUACAAUCGGAAGUCCCGCCAACCUGUGUUUUCCGACCCGGAAGCAGGUCUGUUCCAAUGCCGCGCGGAUGUUCCAUCUGGUGGUGCGUGACAAGUACGAGUAUGAUAGCAGUCGCAACCGCCGAGCAGGAUGUACAGCGUAGGUUAAUGGCAUUAUGUUCAGCCAGCCCCAUUGUCAUUUUCACUGUCAUCCUCUGGUUCAAUACAGAAUCGGAGCUAA
Messenger RNA from Amphibalanus amphitrite, 3063 nucleotides. Its product is annotated as fibroin heavy chain-like. NCBI's taxonomy places the organism in Eukaryota, Metazoa, Arthropoda, Thecostraca, Balanomorpha, Balanidae. The coding region runs from base 704 to 2389 and encodes 561 amino acids. The record is from RefSeq and is a predicted model, not a curated record. Gene Ontology annotation, cellular component: precatalytic spliceosome; nucleus. Gene Ontology annotation, molecular function: zinc ion binding; single-stranded RNA binding; double-stranded RNA binding. The transcript is spliced from 7 exons.